Molecule: messenger RNA, 1710 nt
Organism: Quercus lobata
Lineage: Eukaryota; Viridiplantae; Streptophyta; Magnoliopsida; Fagales; Fagaceae
Product: protein FAR1-RELATED SEQUENCE 5-like
Exons: 2
Coding region: 1-1710 (569 amino acids)
Source: RefSeq, a predicted model, not a curated record
AUGGUAGAAAUAAUGGACUUAAAAAGUGAUAAAGUUAAUUGCAAACCAAGUGAUAUUGAAGAAAUUGAAGAGGAUUGCAUGUUUGUAGCAAGGCUAGAAAAUAGUGAUGAAAAUUUGUUGGAUAAGGUGGUCCAUAAUGCAGAUGAAGCAUAUGCUUUAUAUAAUGAUUAUGCAUUGCAAAAGGGUUUUAGUAUUCGAAAAGGAAAGCCUAAAUAUUAUAAUGGGAUGAAGAACAUAAAGCAAUGUAAAUUUCUAUGUUCUAAGGAGGGUUUUAAAUUGGAUGAAGAUUUUUGUAAAGAGAAAUAUUCGAAGAGACUAGAGACUGGAACUGGUUGUAAAGCAUUUGUUCAUUUUACAGUUGAAAAUGGUGUUUGGAGGGUUAGUGCAUUUAAUCCAGAGCAUAAUCAUGAACUUGCACUACAAUCAGAGAGGCAUUUGUUAAGAUCUGGUCGUUGUAUUUCAAAACCUAAGGCAGACGUAAUUGAUACGAUAGUGAAUGCAGAUAUAAGCACAAAGAAUGCUUAUUCAUAUCUAACAAAAGAAGUUGGAGGGAGUGAAAAUGUGGGCUUUAUUGAAAGAGAUUGUUAUAAUCAUGUGAAUGUGCAAAAGAUGACAAUGAUUAGUGCUGGAGAUGCUCAAAGCUUAUUGAAUCAUUUUAAGUCUAAGCAUGCAGAAGAUCCCAUGUUUUUUUAUACAGUUCAAGUAGAUCAAGAAAAUCGAAUGACAAAUUUUUUCUGGAGAUAUGGGAAAUCAAGAGUUGAUUAUGAUUGUUUUGGAGAUGUAGUGGUAUUUGACACUACAUAUCGUACCAACAAAUAUAAUUUGAUUUGUACUCCAUUUGUAGGUGUUAAUCACCAUUGGCAAAAUGUGAUGUUUGGAUGUGCAUUCCUUUUGGAUGAGGCCAUUGAUUCAUUUAAAUGGUUGUUUAAGUCAUUCUUAGACUCAAUGGGGAAUCAAUCGCCAAUAACGAUUUUCAUUGACCAGGAUCAAGCUAUGUCAAAUGCCAUUGGGGAAGUGUUUCCAAAUACACAUCAUCGGCUAUGUUUGUGGCAUAUUUCAAAAAAUGCUUCUUCUCGCUUAGGGGACUUAAACUCUAACUCAGAGUUCAUGUACUUGUUCAUCAAGUGCCAAAAAUAUUGUGAUUUAGAAUUGGAAUUUCAACAGACAUUGGAUCAAAUGACACAAAAAUUUGAUAUUGAGAAUCAUCAUUGGCUUAAUAUGAUGUACAAAAUUCGACAUAAGUGGAGCAUUGCAUUCACUAAGGAUUUUUUCACAGCUGAAUUUAAAUCUUCCUCGAGGAGUGAGAGCACGAACCAUGUUUUGAAUGGUAUAGAAAAUAAAUCAAUCAGCCUCACUAAGUUUGUAAUUGAAUAUGAAAAUGUAUUGGCAAGUAUGCGUUCCUCGGAGUUGGAUGAAUAUUUUCGAUGCAAGCAAGGUGCCCCACAAAAAGCAGUUGAGAAGAGUGGCAUUUGGGGUCAUGCAGCUCAAGUUUACACUUGUAAGAUAUUCAAUUUAUUUGAAAAUCAAUUUCUUAAUAGUCUUGCAAUGGCUUGGGAUCAAGUUGAUUGCCAAGAUACAAUUGGUGUUUUUGAGGUCAAAGGAGAAAAUAGUGAAAGAGUACGCAUUGUUCGGUUUGAUCAUCUCAAUAGCAAUAUUUCUUGUUCUUGUAAGAAAUUUGAGUCAUUGGGGAUUCUUUGUGUUAGGUUCUAA